Molecule: messenger RNA, 5056 nt
Organism: Microcebus murinus (gray mouse lemur)
Lineage: Eukaryota; Metazoa; Chordata; Mammalia; Primates; Cheirogaleidae
Source: RefSeq, a predicted model, not a curated record
UGUAGGCCUGGGCUCCUUUCCUCAUCUGUAGACACACUUGAGAAGCCAAGGCACCACCAUGGGGGACGCAGAGAUGGCCGUGUUUGGGGAGGCCGCUCCCUACCUGCGCAAGUCAGAGAAGGAGCGGCUCGAAGCUCAGACCAGGCCUUUCGACCUCAAGAAGGAUGUCUUUGUGCCUGAUGACAAAGAGGAGUUCAUCAAGGCUAAGAUUAUGUCUCGAGAGGGUGGCAAAGUCACAGCCGAGACCGAGCAUGGCAAGACGGUGACUGUAAAGGAGGACCAGGUGAUGCAGCAGAACCCACCCAAGUUCGACAAGAUCGAGGACAUGGCCAUGCUGACCUUCCUGCACGAGCCCGCGGUGCUCUACAACCUCAAGGAGCGCUACGCGGCCUGGAUGAUCUACACCUACUCAGGCCUGUUCUGCGUCACCGUCAACCCCUACAAGUGGCUGCCGGUGUACACUGCUGAGGUGGUGGCCGCCUACCGGGGCAAGAAGAGGAGCGAGGCCCCACCCCACAUCUUCUCCAUCUCUGACAACGCGUAUCAGUACAUGCUGACGGACAGAGAAAACCAGUCCAUCCUGAUCACCGGAGAAUCCGGGGCAGGGAAGACGGUCAACACCAAGAGGGUCAUCCAGUACUUUGCUGUCAUUGCUGCCAUUGGGGACCGCAGCAAGAAGGACCAGAACCCAGGCAAGGGCACCCUGGAGGACCAGAUCAUCCAGGCCAACCCCGCCCUGGAGGCCUUCGGCAAUGCCAAGACCCUCCGGAACGACAACUCCUCCCGCUUCGGGAAAUUCAUUCGAAUUCAUUUUGGGGCGACUGGAAAGCUGGCGUCUGCAGACAUAGAGACCUACCUUCUGGAAAAAUCCAGAGUUAUUUUCCAGCUGAAAGCGGAGAGAGAUUAUCACAUUUUCUACCAAAUCCUGUCUAACAAAAAGCCGGAGCUACUGGACAUGCUGCUGAUCACCAACAACCCCUAUGAUUAUGCCUUCAUCUCCCAAGGAGAGACCACCGUGGCCUCCAUUGAUGAUGCUGAGGAGCUCAUGGCCACUGAUAAUGCCUUUGAUGUGCUGGGCUUCACUCCAGAGGAGAAGAACUCCAUAUACAAACUGACGGGCGCCAUCAUGCACUUUGGAAACAUGAAAUUCAAACAGAAGCAGCGGGAGGAACAGGCAGAGCCAGAUGGCACUGAAGAGGCUGAUAAGUCCGCCUACCUCAUGGGGCUGAACUCAGCCGACCUGCUCAAGGGGCUAUGCCACCCUCGGGUGAAAGUGGGCAACGAGUAUGUCACCAAGGGGCAGAAUGUCCAGCAGGUGGCAUAUGCCACUGGAGCACUGGCCAAGGCGGUGUACGAGAAGAUGUUCAACUGGAUGGUGACGCGCAUCAACGCCACCCUGGAGACCAAGCAGCCACGCCAGUACUUCAUAGGAGUCCUGGACAUCGCUGGCUUUGAGAUCUUCGACUUCAACAGCUUUGAGCAGCUCUGCAUCAACUUCACCAACGAGAAGCUGCAGCAGUUCUUCAACCACCACAUGUUCGUGCUGGAGCAGGAGGAGUACAAGAAGGAGGGCAUCGAGUGGGAGUUCAUCGACUUCGGCAUGGACCUGCAGGCCUGCAUCGACCUCAUCGAGAAGCCCAUGGGCAUCAUGUCCAUCCUGGAGGAGGAGUGCAUGUUCCCCAAGGCCACCGACAUGACCUUCAAGGCCAAACUCUUCGACAACCACCUGGGCAAGUCCAGCAACUUCCAGAAGCCCCGAAAUAUCAAGGGGAAGCCGGAAGCCCACUUCUCCCUGAUCCACUACGCUGGCAUCGUAGACUACAACAUCCUGGGCUGGCUUCAGAAGAACAAGGACCCUCUCAAUGAGACGGUGGUGGGCUUGUACCAGAAGUCUUCCCUCAAGCUCAUGGCCACGCUCUUCUCGACCUAUGCUUCUGCCGACAGUGCAGAUAGCGGUAAAAGCAAAGGAGGCAAGAAAAAGGGCUCAUCCUUCCAGACAGUGUCAGCUCUCCACCGGGAGAAUCUGAACAAGCUGAUGACCAACCUGAAGACCACCCAUCCCCACUUCGUGCGCUGCAUCAUCCCCAACGAACGGAAGGCUCCAGGGGUGAUGGACAACCCCCUGGUCAUGCACCAGCUGCGCUGCAACGGCGUGCUGGAGGGCAUCCGCAUCUGCAGGAAGGGCUUCCCCAACCGCAUCCUCUACGGGGACUUCCGGCAGAGGUAUCGCAUCCUCAACCCGGCCGCCAUCCCCGAAGGGCAGUUCAUUGACAGCAGGAAGGGGGCAGAGAAGCUGCUGGGCUCCCUGGAUAUUGACCACAACCAGUACAAGUUCGGCCACACCAAGGUGUUCUUCAAGGCGGGGCUGCUGGGGCUACUGGAGGAGAUGCGGGACGAGAGGCUGAGCCGCAUCAUCACGCGCAUCCAGGCCCAGUCCCGGGGCGUGCUCUCCAGAAUGGAGUACAGGAAGAUGGUGGAACGCAGAGACUCCCUGCUGAUAAUCCAGUGGAACAUUCGGGCCUUCAUGGGGGUCAAGAAUUGGCCCUGGAUGAAGCUCUACUUCAAGAUCAAGCCGCUGCUGAAGAGCGCAGAGACGGAGAAGGAGAUGGCCACCAUGAAGGAGGAGUUCGCACGCCUCAAAGAGUCGCUGGAGAAGUCUGAGGCUCGCCGCAAGGAGCUGGAGGAGAAGAUGGUGUCCCUGCUGCAGGAGAAGAAUGACCUGCAGCUCCAAGUGCAGGCGGAACAAGACAACCUGGCUGAUGCUGAGGAGCGCUGCGACCAGCUCAUCAAGAACAAGAUCCAGCUGGAGGCCAAGGUGAAGGAGAUGAACGAGAGGCUGGAGGACGAGGAGGAGAUGAACGCUGAGCUCACUGCCAAGAAGCGCAAGCUGGAAGAUGAGUGCUCUGAGCUCAAAAGGGACAUUGAUGACCUGGAGCUGACACUGGCCAAGGUGGAGAAGGAGAAACAUGCAACAGAGAACAAGGUGAAGAACCUGACAGAAGAGAUGGCUGGGCUGGACGAGAUCAUCGCCAAGCUGACCAAAGAGAAAAAGGCUCUUCAGGAGGCCCACCAGCAGGCCCUGGAUGACCUCCAGGCUGAGGAGGACAAGGUCAACACCCUGACCAAGGCCAAAGUCAAGCUGGAACAGCAAGUGGAUGAUCUGGAGGGGUCCCUGGAGCAGGAGAAGAAGGUGCGCAUGGACCUGGAGCGAGCAAAGAGGAAGCUGGAGGGUGACCUGAAGUUGACCCAGGAGAGCAUCAUGGACCUGGAGAAUGACAAGCAGCAGCUGGAUGAGCGGCUGAAAAAGUACCUGGAUGACGCGGUCCGUGCCAACGACGACCUGAAGGAGAACAUCGCCAUCGUGGAGCGGCGCAACAACCUGCUGCAGGCUGAGCUGGAGGAGCUGCGUGCCGUGGUGGAGCAGACGGAGCGGUCUCGGAAGCUGGCAGAGCAGGAGCUGAUCGAGACCAGUGAGCGGGUGCAGCUGCUGCACUCCCAGAACACCAGCCUCAUCAACCAGAAGAAGAAGAUGGAUGCAGACCUGUCCCAGCUCCAGUCGGAGGUGGAGGAGGCCGUGCAGGAGUGCAGGAACGCUGAGGAGAAGGCCAAGAAGGCCAUCACGGAUGUGAGUCCCCCACCCCACCUGCCGCUGCAGGACAGUGUCCCGCACCUGGAGACCUUCAAGCGGGAGAACAAGAACCUUCAGGAGGAAAUCUCGGACCUGACUGAGCAGCUGGGAGAAGGAGGAAAGAAUGUGCAUGAGCUGGAGAAGGUCCGAAAGCAGCUGGAGGCGGAGAAGCUAGAGCUGCAGUCAGCCCUGGAGGAGGCCGAGGCCUCCCUGGAGCACGAGGAGGGCAAGAUCCUCCGGGCCCAGCUGGAGUUCAACCAGACCAAGGCAGAGAUCGAGCGCAAGCUGGCAGAGAAGGACGAGGAGAUGGAGCAGGCCAAGCGCAACCACCUGCGCGUGGUGGACUCGCUGCAGACCUCCCUGGACGCGGAGACGCGAAGCCGCAACGAGGCCCUGCGGGUGAAGAAGAAGAUGGAAGGCGACCUCAACGAGAUGGAGAUCCAGCUCAGCCACGCCAACCGCAUGGCUGCCGAGGCCCAGAAGCAAGUCAAGAGCCUCCAGAGCUUGCUGAAGGACACCCAGAUCCAGCUGGAUGACGCGGUCCAUGCCAACGACGACCUGAAGGAGAACAUCGCCAUCGUGGAGCGGCGCAACAACCUGCUGCAGGCUGAGCUGGAGGAGCUGCGUGCCGUGGUGGAGCAGACGGAGCGGUCUCGGAAGCUGGCGGAGCAGGAGCUGAUCGAGACCAGUGAGCGGGUGCAGCUGCUGCACUCCCAGAACACCAGCCUCAUCAACCAGAAGAAGAAGAUGGAGUCUGAUCUGACCCAGCUCCAGUCGGAGGUGGAGGAGGCCGUGCAGGAGUGCAGGAACGCUGAGGAGAAGGCCAAGAAGGCCAUCACGGAUGCCGCCAUGAUGGCGGAGGAGCUGAAGAAGGAGCAGGACACGAGCGCGCACCUGGAGCGCAUGAAGAAGAACAUGGAGCAGACCAUCAAGGACCUGCAGCACCGGCUGGACGAGGCGGAGCAGAUCGCCCUCAAGGGCGGCAAGAAGCAGCUGCAGAAGCUGGAGGCGCGGGUGCGGGAGCUGGAGAAUGAGCUGGAGGUGGAGCAGAAGCGCAACGCGGAGUCCAUCAAGGGCAUGAGGAAGAGCGAGCGGCGCAUCAAGGAGCUCACCUACCAGACAGAGGAGGAUAAGAAGAACCUGCUGCGGCUGCAGGACCUGGUGGACAAGCUGCAGCUGAAGGUCAAGGCCUAUAAGCGCCAGGCCGAGGAGGCGGAGGAGCAGGCCAACACCAACCUGUCCAAGUUCCGCAAGGUGCAGCACGAGCUGGAUGAGGCGGAGGAGCGCGCGGACAUCGCGGAGUCCCAGGUCAACAAGCUGCGGGCCAAGAGCCGCGAUAUCGGCGCCAAGCAAAAAAUGCACGAUGAAGAGUGACGCCGCCUCCGAAACCUCACCUUUGCUAACGUAUAAUAAAUACGAGUGCCAGCC